AUGAGAGCCUCUUCCCAGCCGUGUCCACAGGCAUGCCUCUCUCUGGCCCCUCAGCCUCUGCCCAGCUCAGGCCAGUGUUACCAAGCUCUUUUUGCUCUGCAGAUAAGUGCCCAAAGGCACCCCAGUCCGGCAGCAGGCCCCCUGCUCGAAGGUGCUCAGCUUUCUUGCUUCAUGGGCCAGCAAGCCCACCGCGCUGUCUCCUGCAGGUCUCCUGCUGCCUCUGCUGCCACUGUUUUCACUGCUGCUGCUUCUCGCUACCUCUCGCCGUCUCUGGUGUUACAGCUCUCUCUCUGUCUCCUGGGUCAAGGAGGUUCUCAGUGCAGUGAUUCCUGGUCCAGAGGACAUGGCAUGCUCUGCUCCCUUCUCUUCUUGGUGGUCACGAGGUCCCCUUCUCUGCUCUGGAAUUGGCUCCCUUUUAAGCCUAGUGGAAUGUGGUUACCAAUGACUCAGGAGCUGAGUUUCCAAAAAUUUAUUGAACAGUCUGGCUUACUAGAAGAAUUUAAAUAUGACUUCAAUGACAAAGCUGAAUUGAGACACACUGAGACACAACAGCCUUUUGUCUUUAACUAUUAUAAAAAUGUCCUGGAGAAAAAUUGCAAGCGCUACCAGACCCUCGGCCAUUUGUUUGAACAAUACAUCUACGAGCUUUUGGAGAAAGUGUGCAAAUUGCAAAAAGUGUAUAUCCCACUUGCUGAUAAAGAACCAAGAAGUUUCUUUUUCAUGAGUGAGAGCACAUUAACGAGACAUCAUUCUGCUCUUCUUGUCCUUCUUCAAGACCAUGGGGUCUUCCGAGCGGGACAGUGGAGUCAACAAGCGAUAAUACGUCAUGGUCUCCAACAUGGAAGUCAGAUACCGUGUAUUCAAAUGGCAUUACAGGCACAUUACGGUGUAAUUGUGCCAAACCUCAAUGACAGUUUUGUGGGUGUAAAGAUGGAAAAAGAGUGGAAAAGCCUUCUAGCACAAAAUAUUGAGCCCUCUUCCCUAAAAAUGGUUCAAACUGAGAGCUUUUUAUCUCUCCAGCAGCCUCCCCAGUAUGUUCCAGAUAAAUGCAGCAACACCCCGGAAGAACACAUGGCUUACAUUUGGGAUUACUUCAUUUCAAAGACUGAAGGAAAGGAUGUUGCCUUCCUUGUACAUGGUUACGGAGGCUUCGUUUUUAUGGACCUGCUGGUUCGUAGAAAGUGGGAAGUGAUGAGCAAAGUAUAUGCUGUUGCAUUUAUUGACUCUGAACACCAUGUGGGACACCAACUAGGAAGUGAUGUACAGUUAUUAGCAUGGAUAAGGCACCACUGCCGUGAAUGGGUGACAAGUCCUAAGCCUUUGGAUAAACCUGCAGCUACUGUUUUGAAAAAGGAGUUUCCUAUGGUUUCUGCUGGUACAGAAGAACACAGCUUAGCCCCUUCCUCUAGCCUAGAGUCCAUUUUUAAAUACUUUAAAAAAGCUUUGAAAGCCAAAACAACUGUUAAUUUCUCUCGAAUUCCAAUAGCAACUAGAAGCUCCACAAAAAGAAAGCAAAGCGCCUAA
Messenger RNA from Loxodonta africana (African savanna elephant), 1524 nucleotides. Its product is annotated as putative protein ARB2BP. Gene Ontology annotation, cellular component: nucleus. Gene Ontology annotation, molecular function: siRNA binding. Bases 1 to 1524 code for a protein of 507 amino acids. The record is from RefSeq and is a predicted model, not a curated record. Gene Ontology annotation, biological process: regulatory ncRNA-mediated heterochromatin formation. Lineage: Eukaryota; Metazoa; Chordata; Mammalia; Proboscidea; Elephantidae. The transcript has 2 exons.